CGCCCCGCCCCCAUGUUUCUGUUAUGAAACGUGAUGUGAAGGCAGUGAUCUCUGCAGGACGAGCGGCGUCACUUUGGUAACUGAAGCUCUGCUGCGGGCCCGGAGGUCUCCGUGUUCAGGGAAACGGAGAGCUCCAGUCUACGGGACAGACUGGAGAAUCCAACAUGUCCAUAGACCAACUUGACCUUAAAGGUCCUUCAUCAUCUGAGAGAAGCAGCACAAAGCAAAAAAACAUGAUGUCCAACAAAGGAGGGGCCAGGAUUGUUGUGGAUGAUGAUGAUGAACAUGUAAGUCCAACGGACUUGUCUGAGCUGUUAGCCGACGGCACCAAAGAGUCACAUGACAGAGCGGAAAACUGUUCGUUCGUCAAAGAUUUCCUCAGAGGCCGCAUCAAAAGGGAGCUGUUUAAGAGAGGGACAGCAGCUCUGUACUUCGUCUACACGGCUAUGGAAGAGGAGAUGGAGAAGAACAAAGAUCACCCUCACGUUGCUCCAAUCUAUUUUCCAGUAGAGCUGCAUCGCAGUGAAGCUCUGGCCCGAGACCUGGAGUAUUUUUAUGGAGAGGACUGGGAGAACCAGAUCAGCUUGUCGGCGGGAACUAAGCCUUAUGUCGACCGGAUCCGCGAGGUCGGGCAGAAGGACCCGGUGUUGCUGGUAGCCCAUUCCUACACCCGCUACAUGGGAGACCUGUCAGGUGGACAGAUCCUGAAGAAAGUGGCCCAGAGGGCCCUGAAGCUGCCAUCCACAGGAGAGGGUGUGAACUUCUAUCAGUUCGAGGGAAUUCACAGCCACAGGGGCUUCAAGCAGCUCUACAGAAGCCGGAUGAACGAGCUGGACCUGGACAUGGAGACAAAACUUAGGAUUGUGGAGGAGUCCAACCGGGCCUUUGGCUUCAACAUGAUGGUAUUCUCAGAGCUUGAAGAGAUCGGAAAAAGCAUACAAGAGGAAGUUCAAGAGCCAGGUUUAGGACACAGUCAUGCAGAAGUGAUGCAAGGCGGUGAUAUCAACAAGUGCCCGUACUAUGCCGCUAAAAUGGCUGCUGGUGGAAAUCCGACUUACGCCCUCCAGUUGGCGACCACGCUUGUCAGAUAUCCACCCUGUCAGGUGCUUCUGGCAGCCUGGGUAGCACUUCUGGCCGGGUUUACUGCUUGGUACAUCUUCUGAGCCUUAACGAAACCUCAGCGGUCAUUGUUGGUGAAUCCCUUCAGACGAUAUAAGGAUUGGUGUUCAACAAUGGCAAACUUUAGUCGUCAAAAGCAAAACCGAGACUUCAAUUGCUGUCUUCCAGUAUUUAUUCGUUUUCAAUGAACAAGUUGUAGUUUAUGGGCAUGAUUUGAUCUGUAUCAUAGUUAGUGGCUGCUGAUCUAAUUCAUAGUUGAUUUUGGUUCAUUCUGAACGAUCUGAUUGGAUCCAGAUCCUCUGAACCUAAAGUGGAUCCAGAUCCUCUGUCCUAAAGUGGAUCCAGAUCCUCUUGAUCCGAACUUCCAGCAGUGAGACUCAGACAGAAAUUCCUGCUACCGAACAGUUUUCCAGAUUCUUGGAUUUCUUCCAGAUCAUCAAGUUAAUGAAAUCUGUGUCCAAACCAACAAGUAAACUAGAAUGAAUGUCAAAUCCAUUCACAUGUUAGUUUCCUAAAGUUCACCACUGUUGUUUUUCCACAUCCAAAGAAUCCAAAGGGAACAUUCUUAGAACAUUCUAGACACUGGAUGGUCACAUGACUUUAUUCAAAGUCUGUCCACACAUUGGACUGGAAUGAUGGACUGAUCCGUGUUCAUGACAUCACACGUGUGUCGUCUGCUGUGAUUGAUCGGUUUGACCUUAGAGUCAAAAAUACCUACUGUACCUCAAUUCGUUUGAAAUGAUUUUUUUGAUGGCAAUAUGAUUGAUUUGCAACUUGCCUCAGACAGAUCAAUCUGGCUGGAUAAAUCGGUUCAUCAAUUAAUCUUUACUCCCCUAAUGCACACUCGUUUGUGUGUGAUGCUAAAACAAUUCUUCAUGUUGUCGGUCAGAAAUGCUUAAACAUGGAGGGAAAUUAGCAGAGUUGGAAAGAUGCACUUUGAAAUUGGAUGCACAUUUGUCAAUAAAGAUUGAUUGAAUCCAA
Messenger RNA from Oryzias latipes (Japanese medaka), 2100 nucleotides. RefSeq names its product heme oxygenase 2a (gene hmox2a). NCBI's taxonomy places the organism in Eukaryota, Metazoa, Chordata, Actinopteri, Beloniformes, Adrianichthyidae. Gene Ontology annotation, biological process: response to oxidative stress; heme oxidation; heme catabolic process. The record is from RefSeq and is a predicted model, not a curated record. Gene Ontology annotation, molecular function: heme oxygenase (decyclizing) activity; heme binding.